Saccharomyces cerevisiae S288C is the source of this 951-nucleotide messenger RNA. RefSeq names its product Vam7p (gene VAM7). The record is from RefSeq and is marked reviewed. Gene Ontology annotation, molecular function: phosphatidylinositol binding. NCBI's taxonomy places the organism in Eukaryota, Fungi, Ascomycota, Saccharomycetes, Saccharomycetales, Saccharomycetaceae. Gene Ontology annotation, cellular component: vacuole. Gene Ontology annotation, biological process: vesicle-mediated transport; membrane fusion. The transcript has a single exon. Bases 1 to 951 code for a protein of 316 amino acids.
AUGGCAGCUAAUUCUGUAGGGAAAAUGAGUGAAAAGUUAAGAAUCAAGGUGGACGAUGUUAAAAUCAACCCCAAGUAUGUUUUAUACGGUGUUAGUACACCAAACAAGCGCCUUUACAAAAGGUAUUCCGAGUUUUGGAAACUGAAGACACGAUUGGAGAGAGAUGUAGGAAGCACCAUCCCAUAUGACUUCCCUGAAAAGCCCGGUGUAUUGGACAGGAGGUGGCAAAGAAGAUAUGAUGAUCCGGAAAUGAUCGAUGAAAGACGGAUCGGACUAGAGAGGUUCCUCAAUGAAUUGUAUAACGAUCGUUUUGAUUCUCGAUGGAGAGACACAAAAAUAGCGCAAGACUUCCUGCAGUUGUCAAAGCCAAAUGUUUCUCAAGAAAAGUCACAGCAGCAUCUAGAAACUGCUGACGAAGUGGGAUGGGAUGAGAUGAUAAGAGAUAUUAAAUUGGAUUUAGAUAAGGAGAGUGAUGGCACACCCAGCGUGCGUGGAGCACUAAGGGCACGUACGAAGCUCCACAAGUUACGAGAGCGACUAGAACAGGAUGUGCAAAAGAAGUCUCUUCCAAGCACGGAAGUGACUCGUCGCGCCGCUCUAUUGAGGUCCUUGCUCAAGGAAUGCGAUGACAUUGGUACAGCAAACAUAGCUCAGGACCGUGGACGACUUCUGGGGGUUGCCACCAGUGACAACUCUUCAACCACGGAAGUUCAAGGAAGAACGAAUAACGAUUUGCAACAGGGGCAGAUGCAAAUGGUGCGCGAUCAAGAACAAGAGUUGGUUGCACUGCACCGAAUUAUCCAGGCACAACGUGGAUUGGCCUUAGAGAUGAACGAGGAGCUGCAAACACAGAAUGAGCUACUUACAGCACUUGAAGAUGACGUCGAUAACACUGGUAGGAGGUUACAGAUAGCCAACAAGAAGGCUAGACAUUUUAACAACAGUGCUUGA